Nannospalax galili (Upper Galilee mountains blind mole rat) is the source of this 354-nucleotide messenger RNA. RefSeq names its product metallothionein-2-like. Lineage: Eukaryota; Metazoa; Chordata; Mammalia; Rodentia; Spalacidae. The coding region runs from base 1 to 354 and encodes 117 amino acids. Gene Ontology annotation, molecular function: metal ion binding. The transcript is spliced from 3 exons. The record is from RefSeq and is a predicted model, not a curated record.
AUGGAGGAGAGAAGUGAAAAAAGCCACGCUAUUCAAGCUGUUAUAGAGAUCAGAUACGUGGCAGACACAGCCACAUGUGAGAACCAGAGUAAUCUCACAGACUUGGUAAUACUAAGUACUAGAACCAGAGUUUGUGAUCUGCGACUCCAACAGCCAGUUCGAUUAGCCAAGGACCCCAGCUGCUCCGGUGCCACAGAUGGAUCCUGCUCCUGCGUGGGUUCCUGCAAGUACCAACAGUGCAGAUGCACCUCCUUCAAGAAGAGCUGCUGUGCGUGCUGCUCCAUGGGCUGUGCAAAGUGUGCCCUGGGCUGUGUCUGCAAAGAGGCCUCCGACAAGUGCAGCUGCUGCGCCUGA